Molecule: messenger RNA, 3132 nt
Organism: Penicillium olsonii
Lineage: Eukaryota; Fungi; Ascomycota; Eurotiomycetes; Eurotiales; Aspergillaceae
Source: the annotation of a GenBank genome assembly
AUGGGAAUCAGACGCGACACAUUUGCGAAGUCGGCAACUUCGUCGCGCUCCACCGAGACCUUGACUCAGGAAUUUGGUCAGCUUCAUGUAUUAGAUGACUUGAUUCGCCUUCGUGCCAAAGAUGACAUUCAAACUCCAAUUCUGGCCUACCCGAGCUGCAAUGGCGAGGCAGCGUCCUAUACGUAUUAUAACGGCCAGCAGAUGGACAGGAUGAUCGAUGAAACCGCCAAAAGACUGAUGGAAGAUGGGUUCAGAUCGCCGAAACCAGACAGAGCCACAGUAGGGCUGCUCACCUUGUCAGAUCUGAACAUGGUCAUUACGAUCUUCGCACUGAGUCGACUGGGAUACACCGUCAUGAUCCUGUCCCCUCGUCUAUCGGGAGAUGCAUGUGUAGCCUUACUCAACACCGUCGGUUGCGAUAAUAUCCUGUACGGCAACAUUGGCAGCAUCCGCACCACGAUGGGUGAAGUCCUGCAACGCAAACUGAUCGCCUGUCGCCCAAUGCCUGCUCUCAACACGAGCCCGAAGAAGUUGUCGCCGGCUCUGCACAGGAACCGAAAUCCCAAGGCCCAACGCGAUAAGAUUGCUUUGAUCCUGCACUCAUCUGGCUCGACUGGCAACCCCAAACCCCUGUAUCUCACCCACCGAGCACUCAUGACGCAUCCAUUGAAGGGACCAGGAAUGACUUCCUUUAAUCCACUCCCCUGGUACCACCUUCACGGCAUCUCAACCGCAUUACAGGCAAUGUGGAUGAGGAAAACGGCCUUCAUGUGGAAUGCAUCCUUGCCUCUGACGGCGGACUCGAUCGUGACAGCUCUUCAAGAGGCCAAACCAGAAUACGUGGCUGCAGUUCCGUAUAUGUUGCAGAUGUUAGUGGAUAGUCCCCGUGGCAUUGAGGCGCUUCGAGGCUGUCGGCUCGUUGGAUACGGUGGAGCACCAUGCCCCGACGAGCUUGGGGACCGUCUCGUGCGCGAAGGGGUUUCUUUUGGAGGUUCAUUUGGCCUCACAGAGGCUGGACUCGUCGCCGAGUCCAUCUCUCGACCGAAAGGCGACCCGUACUGGAAUUAUUUGAAAUUCUUUGAGACCAUCCAGCCUUACGUCUGGAUGAAACCUCUCGGGAGUAACCUGUUUGAAUGUGUCUAUCUUGCUGGACAUCCAGCAUUGACGACGUCGAACUCCGAUGACCCGGCUGGCUCAUUUCAUUCGAAGGACGUGUUCACUCCUCACUCCAGCAUUCCCCAGCGAUGGAAGCAUGUCUCGCGAAUCGAUGACCGUAUCACACUCACCAAUGGAGAGAAAGUCCUGCCCCUUCCGAUUGAAGGCUGCAUCAAACAAAACCAUCUCAUCCAGGAAGCAGUCGUGGUGGGAUUGAAUAAAUCAUCUCCCGGAUUGCUGGUCUUCCGCUCGCAAGAAGCGGACGAAGCUGAUCUCUCGGAAGAAGAGUAUUUUGCUGCGAUUUGGCCGACCAUCGAACUGGCCAAUUCUCGCGCAGAGCAUUUCUCCCGCAUUGCCAAAGACAUGAUUGCUGUGUUGCCGUCCGAUUCGAAGUUCCCCCGGACCGACAAGGGGUCGAUGAUCCGGGAACAGGUCAAUUCGCAAUACGCAGAGGUGAUCGAAAGGAUCUACUCCGGCGAGGAGAAGCAGGGCGGUCUUCGGGUGGGUGUUGAUGAAACGCGAUCGGUGAUCAUGGACUUGUGUCAGAGCGAGCUGGGUGUCCCCCUGUCUGGUGCAGAAACCAGCUUCUUCUCGGAGGGAGUGGACAGUCUCAAGGCAAUUCACCUCCGCCGACUGAUCCUGCAGAGCUUCGAACUGCCAAAGGAACGACUCCCACAAAAUGUGGUGUACGAUACUGGAAGCGUUGCUCGCCUUGCAGAGCACAUUUGCGCAGCGCAGAGCGGCAAAGAGACUCCCAGCAAAGACGAUAAUGAGGCUAUGCUCGAGCUCGUCCAGAAAUAUUCCACUUUCUCACAACACACACCUUGCGGAUCUUCACCGAGCUCCAGCAGUGCUAUCCUCACUGGAGCAACUGGCUCAAUCGGUGCGCACACGUUAUACGAGCUUCUGAACGAUGAAUCUAUAUCCACCGUCUUCUGUCUCACUCGACGCAAAGACCCAUUAGACGCCAUCCUCCGCAGUCUCAGUGAAAAGGACCUCCACAUAACUCCGGAACAAGCAUCAAAUAUCGUCGCUCUGAACAGUGCCCUCGAAAAGCCAGACUUCGGCCUGGACGAAAAAGUACUGACUUGCAUGCGUCAAUCCGUCACACAAAUAUACCACGUCGCCUGGCCUGUGAACUUCAAUCUCCCACUUGGCCAGUUCGAGCCUCACCUCCGUGGACUCUACAACCUCCUCCAAUUCUCGCUUUUGGUCCAGCAGCCCCAGCCCGCAGUCGUCAUGUUCUGCUCUUCCGUUUCGACUGCGCUCAAUGCGAAAUAUAAUGAGAUUCCGGAAGAACCGCUUGAUCUCGACACUGCAUACAUGGGCUACGGUCAGUCCAAGCUGGCAGGCGAGCAUAUUGUCAGUGCGGCACACCAGUCCGGCGCGAGAGCGUAUUCUCUUCGCAUCGGACAGGUUUCUGGUCACUCGAAGAACGGAGUGUGGAAUGACACCGAGGCAUUGCCGCUGAUGAUACGGUCUGCGGGGAUUCUGAAGGCAUUGCCUGAUCUGAGUGAGAGUUGUUCGUGGCUGCCGGUCGAUGAUCUUGCUUCUGCGAUGCUGGAGUUGGCGAGAUCACGCUCGCAACUGAGCCAUGACAUUGCGGGACAGGCAAUUGAGGAAUCCAUUUACAAUGUGUGCAACUCUCAUGAAUUCACUUGGUCUGCCUUGUUGGAAUCGGUAGGCAAAACACUUGAAUUUGAGGUCCUGCCGUUUGAAGAAUGGGUGCAGUUGCUCCGAAAGAGUGAGGCUCGGGGCGAGGAACUUGGCAAUCCAGCUGUGAAACUGAUUGAUCAUUACGAGGCUAUGCAUGGCUCUGAAUCGGAUUCGGUGGGCGUGCAGAGUUCGAAGAAAUUUUUGACCGAGAGGUCAGCACGGGAUAGUCCUACUCUGCGGAAUGGCCGGCCGGGGAUUAUUGAAGAUGGUGUUUUGGAUCGCUAUAUGUGCUACUGGAUGUCCCGUUGGGAGAGAUCGUGA